AAUGAUAGCCGUAUAUAACUUGACCAGUGUCUGAUAAGAAGUCAUACAUUACGACAUACACCUUUAUCUGGAACAUGGUUUCCAACAUGAAGUCUUUAGUUUUCUGCUCACAGAUCAUUCUUUUAUGUGGCUGGUUUACUGUUUCGGAAGCAGAGGAUUCCAAACCUGUAACAUCCGAGCUAGAAUAUCUCCGUGAAUCUGUUGCACGUUUGCAAGGAGCACUCAAUGAUUAUGAUGAUCGUUUUAACAAAAUGGAAUCUGCCAAUCGCGCUUUGUGGGUGACGGUAUCAAAGCAGAACCAACAUAUGGCCCAUAUGGAAGACAUUAUUCAAGGCUUGCAAGAAACUGUGCAAAGAGAAAAAAUCGAACUAGACAAUUUUCCAAAGACACUGAGUGACAUUUUAGCGCAUGUCAGUGGAUAUAAUGACGAAGUGAAGAACAUCCCCCACAACUACACGACUGAUGUAACUGACCAGACAAAAGCUCGAGGACUAAUGCGACGACUACUUGUUGGAUCCUUGCCUGUACCUGUCGCUUUUCAAGUCUACCUGAGUGGGCGACAAACCACACCAAGUGGUCAUCAGACGAUCAUUUUUGAUACUGUCCAACUAAACAUCGGGAACGGUUACCACCAAACAUCAGGAAUAUUCGUUGCCCCUGAGUCAGGAAUCUACGUAUUUGCUUGGUCUAUGCGCCUGUAUGGAACCUCAUCACACUCUGCACAACUUGUGGUUGGCAAUCAAGAGUAUGAUGCUGUAUAUCUUGCGGUGCACGAUGGGGACAAUGAAAAUGUGAGCGGCACUGCUGUGGCACAGGUGGAGAAGGGAGAAGACGUCUUCGUGAGAACACACGCAGCUUUUAACUUGGGUAACGUGGAGAGUGAUGCUGUAGGGAGGACCUCUUUCUGCGGAUGGAAGAUCAACUGAGAUUAAUCUGUGAUCCAUAUUAUAAAAUAGAAUAAAGAUGGCUGCAGUUUC
Molecule: messenger RNA, 977 nt
Organism: Ostrea edulis (European flat oyster)
Lineage: Eukaryota; Metazoa; Mollusca; Bivalvia; Ostreida; Ostreidae
Exons: 2
Coding region: 75-926 (283 amino acids)
Molecular function (GO): protein binding
Source: RefSeq, a predicted model, not a curated record